GUCGAAGUUGAGGAAGACGUUGAGCUGUGAGACAGGUGGAGCUGUGAGACAGGUGGAGCUGUGAGACAGGUGGAGCUGAGGAAGGAGACUCUUUCUUUAAACUACACCCGAGAGAUGAAGCGGGCAGACGCGUGAACACAGCCCGGCUCUGCUCGCACCAUGCUGGGUUUGGCUGUGAACGCGGCGCGGGCUGCACCGAAGCUGUGCGUCCUCUCCCUGCUCCACACGAGACAUCCGCUCCGUCACGUCCCUCUGCAGUCGUGGUGCAGACGUCCACACGUCGGCUCUGCUCGCUGCCUCGCCACAGGACCAGACUCGCCUCCCCCUGCCGCGCUAACGGACCCCUCUGAGUGCACUGAACCAGAACCCAGCCACAGAACCUCCGCCUGGUCUCCUGACCAGGGUCCACCAUCUGCUCCCACCCACUGCUGCAUGAGCGGCUGUCAUAACUGCGUGUGGAUCGAACACGCCGAGCAGCUGCUGGCGUACUACCACGACGGAGGCGACCGGGCGCUCGCCGCCAUCGAGGAGAACGUCCUGGACGAGAACCUGAAGACCUACCUGAAGAUGGAGAUCCGACUCCUGAAAAAGACGUGACUGAUUCUCACGGCCUGUAACUUCAACCUCAGAGUGUGAGCACUGAACACGCUGCACUCACUGAGGCAUCCUCCUCCUGCAGGACGUUUCAGAAAACUGAAGAAAGGUAAAGCGAGCUGUAGGAGUCCACCUGUUGUUCUCACUGUUCAUGUCUGACGUUCCCAAACUUUCAUAACAUAAUAUGUCAAAUACUGGAGGAAUCACACGUCAGUUAGUGUUAUUUAAAGGGAUAGUUCAGGUUAUUUGAAGUCUCCAUGGUUAGAGAAGCAGACAGGAGAACCAGCAUGGAGCUAAGUGAUGUACUGUGGAUGUCAGACCACUGCUUCACUUUGCCGUGUGACAACAUGACGUGAAACUGAAGCAUUUAUAUCGACCUGUGAUUCCAGACUUAAUCAUUUCACCUCAGAGUUUCUGGCCGUGAUCUGCAGCCGCUCUGUGGAGAGAGCACAGGUCGACAUACACGCAUCAGUUUCCUGUCUGACGGGAAGAUGUGAGCUGUAGCACACAUUUUAAUUCUUACCCUGAACUUUCUCUUUAAGUUUUAACUUGAAACGUCGUCACAGAUCCAUAUGAUUUAAUAGCACUUUUAUUUUCUUGAUUUUUUUUUUUUUUUUUUUACCACCUGAUUCAGUAAUUCAUGAAUAAUUAAUUCAUAUAAUUCAUCAGUUUAUUGUCACUUUUCUUUGAGUCGUGAAGCAUUUUUGCACAUUUAUCAGUUUGAAGUGUUUAAAAAUAUAUUUUUACUCUUCGUGAUAUUUAAGGAUUUAU
Larimichthys crocea (large yellow croaker) is the source of this 1365-nucleotide messenger RNA. RefSeq names its product oxidoreductase-like domain containing 1 (gene oxld1). Lineage: Eukaryota; Metazoa; Chordata; Actinopteri; Sciaenidae. Gene Ontology annotation, cellular component: mitochondrion. The coding region runs from base 160 to 597 and encodes 145 amino acids. The transcript is spliced from 2 exons. The record is from RefSeq and is a predicted model, not a curated record.